AUGAAAGUUCUAAUCUUUUGUAUUUUGAUUCUUGGUUUUGUUUCAUCUUGUUUAUGUGAGAGGUGGAAUAUCAAUGCAGCUCCAACAAAGAAUAAUAUAUACAAUGUGGUUGAUUAUGGUGCUCGGGGUGAUGGAGUAACAGAUGAUACACAAGCAUUUUUAAAAGCAUGGAAAAAUGCAUGUGGAGCAAAAGGUGCAUCAACCCUGCUUAUACCACCCAAAAAAUUAUACUUGGUGAACAACUUGUUAUUUAACGGUGAAUGCAAGGCCAAGAGUAUCCUCAUUCAGUCAUCUUGGAUUAGGAUCCAAUAUGUAAACAGUCUCACAAUUGAUGGCACAAGCACAGGAAGAAUUGAUGGCUUUGGUUCUACUUGGUGGCCAUGCAAGAGUUGCCGUAGACCUAUUGCAUUGUCUUUCCAUUCCUGCAAUGAUCUUACUGUUAGUAAUGUGAGGAUUACUAAUAGCCCUGGAGGUCAUAUAUCUAUAAAUGGUUGCAACAAUGCAAAAUUCUCUCAUAUGGACGUUCAAUCUCCGGGUGAUAGUCCUAACACUGAUGGGUUUGACAUUUCGUCUUCUAAAAAUAUUUUGAUAGAAGAUUCAAACAUUCGAGUAGGUGAUGAUUGUAUUGCCAUCAAUGGUGGCUCUUCAUACAUCAACGCUUCACGUCUUGCUUGUGGACCGGGUCACGGAAUAAGCAUUGGCAGUCUUGGUAGAGGUAACUCUUAUGAGACAGUUGAAGAAGUACAUGUACAAAAUUGCAAGUUCACUAACACUACAAAUGGAGCUAGAAUCAAAACAUUUCCGGGUGGAUCAGGUUAUGCGAGGAAGAUUAGUUUUGAACAAAUCCAUCUUACAAAUGUUAAGAAUCCAAUAAUUAUAGACCAACACUAUGGGGAAUCGGCUGUGAAAGUGAGUGAUGUUAGAUAUUAUGGGAUUAAAGGAACUUCUGCUAGUGACGUGGCUAUCAAUUUGAAGUGUGAGAGCUGCUUCAAUGUUGUAUUGGAUCAAAUUAAUAUUGUUUCUUCUCAACCUAAAAAGAAGGCUCAGUCUUAUUGCAAAAAUUUCCAUGGAAAAAUUGGCUCCACUAUUCCGAAAGUCAAUUGCAAUUGA
This is a messenger RNA of Lathyrus oleraceus (garden pea), 1110 nucleotides long. Its product is annotated as polygalacturonase ADPG1. The record is from RefSeq and is a predicted model, not a curated record. The transcript has 8 exons. NCBI's taxonomy places the organism in Eukaryota, Viridiplantae, Streptophyta, Magnoliopsida, Fabales, Fabaceae. Gene Ontology annotation, molecular function: polygalacturonase activity. Gene Ontology annotation, biological process: carbohydrate metabolic process. Bases 1 to 1110 code for a protein of 369 amino acids.